GGAAGUCCAGAGUAAGCUGGGUCGGGUCGGUAUGAAGACCCCUAACCAAAACAUAUCAUUUAGGGAUAUACUGAUAAUAACAUUUUAUAAAAAUUUAUAAUAACAUUUUAUAAAAAUUUAUUUUUAGCUCCUCCCCCCAACAACGCCCGGAGCAGGUCGCUUUAAUUCCGCGCAUUCAUACCUUUCCUCGCCGAAGAAUCCCAACAUAAAUAUAGGAUUUCAAGCAUCCAACGUCGGGCUUCUAGCCUCCUGUCGUCCCAGAAAAAAUCUGCCAAUCUUCUCAAGGUGAUCAAAUUUAUUGGGCCUGUUUUUACAAGGCACUCAAUAUCCCUCAACCAGAGAGGGGGUUCUGGCGUGCAGAAUCACUGAUGCACUGUGACUUCUGCGGGCAUAGCAUCCUUUCUCAUUCUACAUUCAUCUUCAUCUUCAUCUUCUUGUUGGCGCAGUGAGAUAUUUCAUGAUGCAUCUGUUUAGAACUUUUGAUUUUUGUCAAUGAGAUAGGAGAAAUACUGAGGAGAGUUUCAAGUGAAGGCAAACUUGUCAUAAUGGGAGCUGUUUGUUGCUGUUUGACUACUGCGGACUUCGAAGAUUAUAUAAAUCCAAACAGUUCUGUGUAUAGAAACUGUGUGUGUCUUGGUUGCUUUGUUCAGAAUUUCUUAUAUGUGUAUACAUCAUUAUUUCGAAGAGGGGAAGUACAUGCCAUCCCUUCAUCCAUUCAGGGGGCAGCAUCUGUGACUUCCACAGCAUCAUUUCAGAACUCUCUAACUGACACGUAUCACUCUCCUCCAAGACCCCUGCCUUACGAUGCCGACCCAAGAUAUUUUCGGUUGCAGCAGGAUGGACUGGUUUCAAGACGUGAGAAGGGCUCAAGUCAUUCUCAUGAGGAAUCAGAACCACUGAGAAGUGGUAAUGAUGCUGAUUCAGAAUCUUUGAGUGCAGGAGACAAAUGGAAUGAGUCUACUUGUCAAGAAGGAUCCAAAGAAAACCAAUCCAGGUCGUCAUUGAAACUCUUGUCGGCUAAAACAACCACGGAGGUUGGGCUUUUUUAUUCAUCAACUGAAGAUGAGGAUGUCUGUCCAACAUGUCUUGAAGAAUAUUCUCCAGAAAACCCUAAGAUAAUAACAAAAUGCACUCACCAUUUCCAUCUUGCUUGCAUAUAUGAAUGGAUGGAGAGAAGCGAAAGCUGCCCUGUCUGUGGGAAGGUGAUGGUAUUCGAUGAGACGACUGAUAUUUCUUGAAAGUUAUGGGCUGCGGACAAAGCCAGCAACAUACAGCAAAAAGAGAGUGAAAACCAAAAAGAGAUAGUGUAAAGCCCUUGUGAAUAUUGCAGGUUUAAAGUAAAUAUGAAAAUGCUUCUUCAUUACAUUAACACAGGUACUUCCAUGUCCACAUGAUGUGCUAUUUUUUUUUUUUCUCCUCUGCUUUAUUACUAUCCAGCUGGAAACCUUUGUAAGUUCUAUCUCCUCUGUACACCGAAUGAGAAUGGCCUCAGAUUUGUUAUAUUGAUUGCUUUGCUUUAUACAAUGAAUUUGGAACGAA
Messenger RNA from Malania oleifera, 1539 nucleotides. RefSeq names its product E3 ubiquitin-protein ligase At3g02290-like. Lineage: Eukaryota; Viridiplantae; Streptophyta; Magnoliopsida; Santalales; Ximeniaceae. The transcript is spliced from 5 exons. Bases 546 to 1238 code for a protein of 230 amino acids. Gene Ontology annotation, molecular function: ubiquitin-protein transferase activity. The record is from RefSeq and is a predicted model, not a curated record.